AUGUACUCUUCCCUUUUUACCAUAGUUUCUUUGCUUCUGUUCUUCUCCUUCUUUUUCAUUCUACUUAGUAAAAAUAAAAAACAAACAAGGUUGCCUCCAGGUCCAUGGAGACUUCCUUUUAUUGGAAGUUUACAUCACUUGAUUGGAAGAGGACAUUUGCAUCCUAAUCUUAGAAAUUUAGCACAAAGGUAUGGUCCUCUCAUGUACUUACAACUUGGGGAAAUUCCUGUUGUGAUCAUAUCAUCAUCUACUAUUGCAAAAGAGCUUCUAACAACUCACGAUCUCGCCUUUGCUGAUAGGCCACAAUCUACGUCCACAACCAUCAUAUUUUACAAUAAUAAAGACAUUGUAUUUAGUCCAUAUGAUAAUUACUGCAAACAAAUGCGUAAAAUUUGUAAGGUACAACUUUUUAGUGCAAAGAUGGUCAAGUCCUUUAGUACGAUUCGAAAAGAUGAGAUUUCAAGUCUCAUUUCAUCGAUUCGUUCUACGAGGGAUUCUCCGAUUAACAUGACAGAAAAAAUCUUUUGGUUUACCAAUUCUGUCACUUGUAGUGCAGCAUUUGGGAAAAUGUUCAAAGAUCGAGAUGAGUUUAUAAAAUUAUUGAAGGAUAUAUUGAUAUUAGCAUCAGGAUUUUGUGUGACUGAUUUGUUUCCUUCUUGGAAAUUACUUCACAAACUGAGUGGUGCGGAAUCUAGAUUGAUGAAUGCCCAUAAAAAGGUCGAUGAAAUUAUGGAAGACAUCUUAAAGGAGCAUCUUGAAAAUAAAGCAAAUAGAAAUAAGGGAAUUGGUGAUCAAUUUGGAGGUGAAGAUCUGGUUGAUGUUUUACUUAAGGUUAUGGAGGACGCUGAACUUGAAUGUCCAAUCACAAAUGACCACAUUAAAGCUGUGAUUCUUGAUAUUUUUAUUGCUGGAAGUGAAACUUCAUCUACAAUUACCAUUUGGGUAUUAUCAGAAAUGAUGAAAAAUUCAACUAUUAUGGCCAAGGCCCAAAAGGAAGUGAGACAAGUCUUAAGGGGAAAGAAAAAUUAUGAUAAUGAAGAAGAUUUGGAAAAAUUGACGUACCUAAAAUUAGUGAUUAAGGAGACAUUAAGGUUACAUACACCAGCUCCUCUUCUAGGACCUAGAGAAUGUAGGGAGCAAACAAAUAUAGAUGGAUAUACCAUACCUCUUAAAACUAAGAUAUUGGUCAAUGCGUGGGCACUUGCGAGAGAUCCUGAAAGUUGGCAUGAUCCUGAAUGUUUUAUACCAGAGAGAUUUGAGAACUCUUCAAUUGACUUUUUGGGAAAUCAUUUUGAGUUUAUUCCAUUUGGUGCCGGAAGAAGAAUGUGUCCAGGAGUGCUAUUUGGUUUAACUAAUGUUGAACUUUCUCUGGCUCAAUUACUCUAUCAUUUUGAAUGGGAACUACCAUAUGGAAUGAAGCCAAAAGAUUUGGAUAUGACGGAAACAUAUGGAUUAAGUGGAGGAAAACAAAGAGAUUUGUAUUUAGUUGCCAGAUAACUUGUUCCUUAAUUUAUUAUGAUUCAUGUAAUA
Messenger RNA from Solanum tuberosum (potato), 1530 nucleotides. RefSeq names its product cytochrome P450 71D7-like. NCBI's taxonomy places the organism in Eukaryota, Viridiplantae, Streptophyta, Magnoliopsida, Solanales, Solanaceae. Bases 1 to 1497 code for a protein of 498 amino acids. The transcript is spliced from 2 exons. Gene Ontology annotation, molecular function: heme binding; monooxygenase activity; iron ion binding. The record is from RefSeq and is a predicted model, not a curated record.